Molecule: messenger RNA, 4883 nt
Organism: Syngnathoides biaculeatus (alligator pipefish)
Lineage: Eukaryota; Metazoa; Chordata; Actinopteri; Syngnathiformes; Syngnathidae
Product: interleukin-18 receptor accessory protein-like
Exons: 12
Coding region: 102-1811 (569 amino acids)
Biological process (GO): interleukin-18-mediated signaling pathway
Molecular function (GO): interleukin-18 receptor activity
Source: RefSeq, a predicted model, not a curated record
GCAGCACAGGAAGCCACAGCGUGCCGUAACUACCACCAACGGGUGUCAGCGUCUUCAUCCCUUCUGAAAAGUUCAACACUAACGCUCAAGACGCAGAGCACAUGUUGACAGCUGGAAGUAUUCUGUUGUUUUUGGUCGUCGUCCUUCCAGUUUUUUUGGCAGGAUGCUGUGUGAAAGGCCGUCAACGUAAUAUCGAAGGUCCUCGCACGAAUACGACACGGCUGCACUAUCGAGCCGUGGAGGGUGAAAUGUUUCUGAUGCCGUGCGCGCAUCAGAAGGUCGCGUGGGCCAAGAUCGGCGCGGACGGCGAAGCAAAUGGAGGCUUUUAUUUUGACUGUGGAAGGGAGUUCCGGAUCGAGGCCGCGCAUUCAGGAAAUUACACUCUGCCUCCUGGCAAAACGUUCCUCCAUCUGCAGGUGCUGGCGAAAGAGAAGCUGCCGUGUUACAAGGCCGAGGAGGGCGGCGUCACGCUGGUCGCGGGUCAGGGCGGGGAAAUCCGCUGCCCCGCUUUCGCCUGUACGCUCAGCACGGGGGUCACCUGGUACAAGGGCGACAAAAGGGUGUCGGAACAGCUCCGGGACUCCUGUGAGACCGGCGGCCGCUUGCGUCUCUGCACCGUUCGCCAACACGACACGGGGCGAUAUUUUUGUGACGCGCAUUUCGAACAGGAAGGAGCGCCCUGGACCUUCAGGAGUCCGGUCCACGUAACGGCCGUGCCCUAUAAAGAAGUGCAUUCCUCGCCUCGGAUUACAAUUCCUGAUGACAACGCAGCGGAGGAAGUGGAGCUUGGAGCGCCUCACACUCUAAGAUGUCAGGUAUAUUUUCUCUAUGAUGUCGACUUUCCGCCACGAGUGCAAUGGUACGUGAAUUACGGCGGCGGCGUGACGGACACGACGGCGCUGCGCAACCAGAGCCAACAACAGGAACGUGUGACCUUCAUAGAGGUCAAGGUCACACGGACCGCCGUCAUACAGGAAGUGACGGCGCUCCAUAUCAACCACACGUACACGUGCACAGCCACAAACUCAUUUGGGAGCAGCAGCGUCACGGUCAUGCUCAAGCGGAAAAUUCAAGAGGAACGUCCGUCGCUGGUCGGUUAUCCGCUCGCGAUGUUACUGCUGGUCGGCGGGAUGGGCGUCGUUUUGCACGUGAAAUGGUUGGAACUUCAACUUAUUUACAUUUCACGCUUUCGACGUGGGAAAGUCGACGCAGCUGAGAAAGAGUUUGACGUGUUUUUGUCUUACGUGUGGACACCUCCGUGUGAGGGAGCAUAUUUGACCCGAUCCUCGGGAUCAGGAGAUUAUCCAUCUUCGCUAGAGCCGUUCAAGUCUGAGGGUGCAAUCGGCGAUUGGACGCCGCCACCCGAGGUUCUGCUUCCCACGGUUUUGGAGGCCCGCUGGGGAUAUCGGCUGUGUUUGCUGGAGAGGGACACGCUUCCCGGUGGAGCCUACACGAACGACGUGGUCGGCGGAAUACGAAGAAGUCAAAUCCUCAUCUGCAUUUUGUCCGCCGAGUAUUUGUCCAACAGCAACGCUGUGUUCGUUCUGGAAUCGGGAAUACGGGUUAUGCUGCAGAGCUCGACUCUUCAAAUUCUCCUCAUACACACAAGUAAAACCUCUACAGCGUUCGUAGAGCUGGAUUCGCCCCCGCCCUCGUUGGUCCUCAGGGCCUUGAAGGUGCUCCCCAGCCUGGACUGGAGUUCGGGACAAAGUGAAAACGCAAGCGUCAAGUUCUGGAGGUCGCUGAGGAAGGCCUUACCCAAACGCAGGGUACACGCGUCACGUGCUCAUUUCGGACAAAACAAGUUUUGAAUAGGGAUGCGGCAGACCGUGAGUAAAAACUACUCGCCGUUCACCAAUACUUAAUACAGAUUACUUGAUCCCGUGACAUUGUGCAAUUGCGAUGGAAGUGAAAACUGCGUACUGUUGCGCAAGCCUCGGCCUCCGAGGGCCACACCAGUAUGGUGCAGAAACGCAACUUAAAUUUGAUGAAAAGACAAAAGAAAACUGGCGUGGCUAAACUGCAGUUUUCUCCAGAGUACAAACAAUACCUCUACAAUAUAUAUAUAUAUGUCUCUGUAAGUUGCUAAAUCAUCUUUCUGACUUUUUUUGCAGGCUUUCAAACCUGCGUGUUAUGCGGUGUGCAUUUUUUUUUUCUAACGGUCGCAAGGGGGCACUCGAGCAGAAAAGGUAAGCGUGAGACCGGUGGAAUAUAUGUGCCGAGGAAGUGACAUUUACCGGUAUGUUUUUUUUAACUGGACCUGUUAACGCCGCGCUAGCGUGUUACUGCUGUUACUGCCGCGACUCGUUGAUUUAGGUAUGUUUUUGUUUUUUUAACCGGCCCUGUUAGCACUAGCAUUAGCGCUGUGCUAGCUUGUAGCUGCUGUGUCUCGGUGAUUUUUACCUUUUUUUUUUUUAACCGGCCCUGUUAGUGCCGCGCUAGCGUCUUGCUGGUGUGUUAAUGCCGCGUCUCAAUGAUUUAGUUUUUUUUUUUUUUAACUGUGCUACUGUGUUGCUACUGUAUAGCUGCCACGGCUGUUUUUUUUUUUUACCACUCCUGUUCGUGCUACCGUGUUAUUGCUAUGUUAAGCUAAGCUAAGGUAUUAAAAUUUUGAAAACUGUGUACCGUUUUUCAGUCGACCAAAAAUGGUAAGGAUGAGACCAGUGGAAUAUAUGUGCCAAGGAAGUGACUUUUACCGGUAUGUUUGUUUUUUUUAACGGCCCUAUUGGCAUUAGCGCUGUGCUACUGUGUUGCUGCUGUAUUACUGGCGUGUCUCAGUGAUAUUUACCGGUAAAUUAGUUUAACCGGCCCUGUUAGCGCUACGCUAGCAAGGCACUAGCGUUACCUCUUUCUGUGUACCAUCUUUGUAACUAUUUCGUGUUUCAAUGUGGGCGCUUGCGGCUUUUACACAGGUGCAGCUUAUGUAUGUACCAAAUGGUAUUUCCUUUACAAAUGUACUGGGUGAGGCUUAUAAUCAGGUGCGCUCUGUAGGCCUGAAAUUACGGUAUUUAUUUGACGUUAAACUGGGUGUGUCAAACCGCUUGAAACAAGGACACGUGGACUCCUUUGUUAAGAACUGUUGGCCGUCUGCCAUCCUGCUAUCAAUAUCGUAGGCUCAUAGCAUUGUACAGUCCGCUCCAAAAGAAUUGGAACGACGAGGUCAAUUCCUUUGUUUUUCUUGUAGUCAGGUUUCAGAUUUCUCUUCAUGGUGUAGUAUUUCGAUGUAAAUACCGUGAAAUGAAAGCUUGAAUUCUGAACUUUUGCGUCAUAUUCAUCUUUUCAUCUGAAAACCAAAUGUUUUCAGAAUUUAACUUGGCGUUCCAAUACUUCUGGAGAGACUGUAAUUAGGAGAGCAGACCUACAGUGUUAACAAAUUUAAUUAUGAAUUAUGCAGAUUCCCUCCCAAAAACUGCAUCAAGUUGUCUCACGUCAAGGAAUAUUCACCCUGGAAAUUAUUGUUCUCAAUGUUUUUCUGUGUUCUGGUGCAGGCAUUUGCCUUCUUGAGCCAUUAAAAUAUAUAUAUAUAUUGGACUGUGCAUUAAAAUGUUUUCUGUUAGUGAGCAGUGAGCGUUUAUGUAACCAAAUCUGAGAAACAAAUUGUUAAUAUCAUCGAAUUUAUGAAGGAACAAAUUAAAAGCAAAUAGCACAUCUGGUCUUAGUGAGCACUAAGACUCGGCAGUAUUUUCAAGUCCUCCUUCCGGUACUCCUUUGUCAAACAGGAUUACUCCUCUCCUCUUAUUCCUCCGGUCGGUUAUUUAGGUGGAAGAUAUUUGUGUAAUUCCACACUUGUUGAAUUUUGGGGUCACCAAUAAAACAAGCGACGCUCCAUCCGUGAUUUUAUAGCGAUAAGUUAGAAUACACCAGAGGCGGCCGUGGGUUGGGGGCGGGCUGGCGGAGGGGAAGAUUAGCACAGCUGGCAAAAAAAAAAAAAAAAAAUUCAGUCAUUCUCGAACAAAACUUUGAUUCUAUGGACGAGGGUUGCAAAAUAUUGGUCAUCUUGGAAACUUUCCAUGGGAAUUUGUGGGAAUGCAAAGGAAUUACAUUUGGGGAAAAUAAAAAAAAAUCCAUUUUGUCAAAAUCCCGACUACAAUUACCGUCAUUUCCUAACGUCCACAAAAGGGGGGGCUUGAGUGGAAAAAGUAAGAGUGAGACCAGCGGUGUAUAUGUGCCGAGGAAGUGACUUUUACCGAUCUGGCCCUGUUCGCGCUACGUGUAAUGUACCGUAAUUUCUGGUCAACAAGCCGCGACUUUUUUUCACAGGCUUUCGACCCAGCGGUUCAUGUGGUGAUGCGGCUAAUUUGUGCAUUUUUUCUAACGGCCGCGAGGGGGCACUUGAGCGGAAAAGGUAAGAGUGAGACUAGCGGAAUAUAUGUGCCGAGGAAGUGACUUUUACCGGUCCGGCCCUGUUAGCGCUACGUGUAAUCUACCGUAAUUUCUGGUCAACAAGCCGCGACUUUUUUUCACAGGCUUUCGACCCUGCGGUUUAUGCAGUAAUGCGGCUAAUUUGUGCUUCUUCUUUUCAAAAGCCGCAAGGGGGCACACGAGCGGAAAAGGGAAGCGUGAGACCGGUGGAAUAUAUGUGCCUAAGAAGUGAAUUUUACCAGUCCGGCCCUGCUAGCGCAUUACUGCCGUGUCUCAGUGAUUUUUACCGGUAUGUUUUAUUUUUAACCGGCCUUGUUAGUGCAGUGUCAGCGUGGCGCUAGCAUUAGCACGGCGGGGCUAGCGUUAAACUCUUUGUGUACCGUCUUUCUUUGUAAAUAUCUCGCGUUUCAAUGUAUGGACCAAAUGGUAUUUCCUUGACAAAUGUACCGGGUGCGCUCUGUAGGCCGGGAAUUACAGUCCCCAAUUUCAUAAGUGUACUGUAUGAGGUACAUCGACUGAUA